AUGGUCUUCCAAACAGAGUUUCGACGAAUCUUGGUUACAAUGAUAGAGGCCUCAGUCCGCCUUAUUAGUGCUGACCCAGAAUCUGAUGAAGUAUUCAACCAGAUCCUUGACAAACUAGAACGACGUCACCGCCCUCGUGUUGACCGCACUGCUCUCCGGCAGCUCACUGAAAUGGGGUUUCCUGAAGCCAAGGCUACUAAAGCCUUACAGGAAAAAAGAAAUGUCAUGGAGGCAAUGGAAUGGCUUUUAGAUCAAGGUAACAUGGAAGAUGGCGGAACUGACAGUAUAAUUGGGGUCAACAGUGGAAGCAGCACUGAAAGUAGAGAAAACAUGGCCUCUGACCUCAUGGCCUCCAACAAUGUAGUUAAUGACCAUCCUCAAGACCCAGCAGAGAAAGUUCUUAAUACAUUUCUUCAGUACAGAAAGAAGUGGUUCCAGCCAAAUCCAGAGGCCCUGGAAAAAAUUAUGCAAAUGGGCUUCAAAAAAGAUGAUGUCAUCAAUGCCCUGCGUGUUAGUGGAAAUAAACAGAGUGUAGCUUGCGAGUUACUCCUGCGUGAUGAACCUGUGGUUACAGAUGACCAAGGACUCAAGCGAGAUUCUCCUAUCAUCUCUGCCAUCCUUGCUUCUCCUGUUAUACAACUUGCUUUACCAAAGCCAAAGACUCUUUCUUCCCCAAUUCCCAAAACCACGGUAAAUUUCAUCUCCGAACCUUCGCCAAACCCAUCAAUCAUAACAUUAAAAACAAGGAGCCAAAGUCUUUCUGGUUCUCCUUUUCGAGGGCCAUUAGGAAUUCGUGGUGCUACAGAUAUUCCAAAUGGAGUUGCUCAAGGAUUAACAGAAGGCCAGAGCCCUGUUUACAAUAUGUCCUUAGAUCAAUACAGUCAUACCACAUUACCAAGUACUGUUAGCAUUGAUGUAGAAAUGGAUGAACCUGGAAUAGAGUCACAAGAAAUGGAAACAUAAAUUUACUCUCAUGAAAUGUAUUCUUAAUUGUGAAGAAUAAUGUAAAAAAUAUAUAAUCAUAUCAGUUCCUGUAUGAAUAAUUUUAAUUUGGAAAAAAGUAGUGGGAGAAAUCCUGUCCUUGAGAAUAUAUAUGGUGUCCAGAUAAACAUAAAAUGACUAAUAAAGUAAGAAUAGAUACAUGUUGGGUUAUUUUAACGCUAUAGUGGAACCUUGGUUUUUUUAUGCCCUAGUCUGUGUGUAAAACUAUAGUUAUUCUCUAUAAAAUGUAUUUUUUGUUUAUAUUUCCCAUACGAAAUAAUGUAAAUCCAAUUAGUCCAUUCCAGACACCCAAAAAUAGUAACAAAAAAUAUGUUUAUAGAGAAGAACUAUAGUUUAACAUACAGACUAGGGCAUACGAAAACUGAGGUUCCACUGUACUUGGAAAAUUUUAACCAAUGAAAAUUUAAAAGUACAGUAGUAAAAUAUACAAAUAAAAAACUAAAUACAGUACUGUUAAGGCAGUAUAAAUAGAUCUAAUAUCUAAACAACUGUCUUAAUAAGGUGAGAAAAGCUGAACUGAGUGAUGAAGGAAUGUGAUUUGCUUAAUAAUUUUCUGUAACCUGUUGUAUUACAUGAAAAAAUGCUCUUCAGUUAGUUUGGAGGAUUCAAUAAUUCAGGGUUACUAUUUGAGAUAUGAAAGAUAGUGGCUAUCUCUCAUAUACUAGUACUGGUCUGUUUCUGCCACUUUUUAAUCUCGUUUGAAUAUAUAUUGUGCGUAAAUUACCUCAUUGUGAUUUUGCAUUGGUUAUGAACUAUUUCAUAUACAGUAGGAUCCCCAUAUCCACAGGUACGGUCCUGAUGUUUCAGUUAUCUGCGGUUAAUGGUGGCCUGAAAAUAUUAAGAGGGGAGCAGGAUUCUAGUAGAAAAAUUUUAAUAAUGGUCUGAUGUCAAUUAUUUUUUAUUUUGAGUUAAGAAGGUGGUCCAAAGUGUAGCCUGGAGUUUACCUGGAGAGAGUUCUGGGGGUCAACGCCCCCACAGCCCGGUCUGUGACCAGGCCUUAUGGUGGAUCAGAGCCUGAUUAACCAGGCUGUUACUGCUGGCUGCACGCAGUCCAAUGUGCGAGCCACAGCCCGGCUGGUCAGGUACCGUAUGUACUAGAAGUUUCAUGAAGUUUGCCCAAAAGUAAGAAGAGAAAAAAUAAAAUAAUGAUUUUUGAUGACAACACUAUAGUAAAAUUUAUGCCAAAUUGUUAUACAAAUUCCCUUCAUGGGAUUGUAAAACCAUGAUUCCUUCCCUUCCUCACUGGUCAGUCACCUAACACAUCGUCACAAUUCCUACACCACACCUCACUUCAUCUUAUCAUAUGCUUUGUACCAUUAUCAUCAUCAUCAUCACAGCAACAACACAGAACUGAGAAGUCAGUGAGUACCCACUAUAGGCUAAGAUAUUUUAUAAUUGAGGAGGUAGCUGAGCUUGGGCAGGCAGGUAUGAAAAUAUUUGGAAAAUGAGUUAAGGUUACCAAAAAAAAAAAAAAAAAACAGUUCAACAAUCUGGCAACAUUUUUGGUGUGAAUCUCAUCUUCGUCCAAUGUUUCUAAAGAAAAUAAUAAUAAUAAAAAUAUAAUAACCGUAAUAUGAUAAUAAUCAUUUAUAAUAUAGUGAUAAUAACUAUUAAUGUAUAAGAGUACAGUAGGGCCCCACUUAUACGGCGGGUUAGGUUCCAGGUUGUCGCCGGAAAGCAGACAUCGCCAGAAGGCAGAAUGCCAUUUUCUUCCAUUUAUAAAUGCAUAUAAAUGCCAGGCAACAAGUUUACACUAAAUUAUAUUAAGUUAGUAAUAGAACUAGGCAUUAAAAACAGACAGUUAAAUACAUUCACAGUAAAUUCAUUACUUAUCUUAAAGUAUUUGUAAUCUUAAUGUAGGGAGAGAGGUGAGUAGUACUUAUUUGUAGGAAGUCAGGUGCAGGUAGCCCAAGUGUAGGUAGCACUGGCUCCCCGUCUCAUACUUAAUAUACGAUAUUUAAAGUGUAGAGGAGAGAGAGAGAUUUUGGAAAAUGUUGAGUGAAUGCGUGGGGAGUUUUGAAUCAAGUGUAAGAGUAAUGGUGGUUGGGGAUUUCAAUGCUAAAGUGGGUAAAAAUGUUAUGGAGGGAGUAGUAGGUAAAUUUGGGGUGCCAGGGGUAAAUGUAAAUGGGGAGCCUUUAAUUGAGCUAUGUGUAGAAAGAGAUUUGGUAAUAAGUAAUACAUAUUUUAUGAAAAAGAGGAUAAAUAAAUAUACAAGGUAUGA
Molecule: messenger RNA, 3223 nt
Organism: Cherax quadricarinatus
Lineage: Eukaryota; Metazoa; Arthropoda; Malacostraca; Decapoda; Parastacidae
Source: RefSeq, a predicted model, not a curated record